Messenger RNA from Syngnathoides biaculeatus (alligator pipefish), 1181 nucleotides. It is a transcript of the gene mob3c, whose product is annotated as MOB kinase activator 3C. Lineage: Eukaryota; Metazoa; Chordata; Actinopteri; Syngnathiformes; Syngnathidae. Gene Ontology annotation, biological process: positive regulation of protein phosphorylation; signal transduction. Gene Ontology annotation, molecular function: protein kinase activator activity. Gene Ontology annotation, cellular component: nucleus; cytoplasm. The transcript has 4 exons. Bases 245 to 895 code for a protein of 216 amino acids. The record is from RefSeq and is a predicted model, not a curated record.
GGGUGAAGCAGCUGGAGCUGUCCUCCAAAAUCCACUCCAGCGUCUCCCAAAGCUUUCGCCAACGUUGUGGAGCCGCCUCUGUAGGAUUGCAACCAGUGAGCCUCCCAACAUCUGGAAUCGGUUUUGACCAGGUUCUUCCUCUGUUGUGACCUCAUCCAGGCCAGAAACUGCCUUCUCUCAAAAAGUCAAAAUCCUAUUCUGAGGACUACAAUCUGUCCAUCUCUCUGGGGAAACUGCUGAAGCCAUGGCUCUAUGUCUGGGUCAGGUGUUCAGCAAAGACAAAACCUUUCGGCCUCGGAAGCGCUUUGAACCCGGCACGCAACGUUUUGAACUGUACAAGAAGGCUCAAGCCUCACUCAAGUCUGGUCUGGACCUCAGGAAGGUUGUGCAGCUGCCUGAUGGAGAAAACCUCAAUGACUGGAUCGCCGUGCACGUGGUGGAUUUCUUUAACAGGAUCAACCUGAUCUACGGCACGGUCAGCGAGUACUGCACCGAGCGCACUUGUCCGAUCAUGUCGGGGGGGCUUAGGUAUGAGUACAGGUGGCAAGACGGCGACGACUACAGGAAACCCACCAAGCUGCCCGCUCUCAAGUACAUGAACCUGAUGAUGGACUGGAUAGAAUCGCUCAUCAACAAUGAGGAAAUCUUCCCUACCAGAGUAGGUGUUCCUUUCCCCAAGAAUUUCCAGCAGGUGUGCAAGAAGAUCCUGAGCCGGCUCUUCAGGGUGUUUGUGCACGUUUACAUCCAUCACUUUGACAGUAUCUGCAGCAUGGGCGCCGAGGCCCACAUCAAUACCUGCUACAAGCACUAUUACUUUUUCAUCUCGGAGUUCAACCUCAUCGACCACUCUGAACUCGAGCCCCUGAAAGAGAUGACUGAGAAGAUUUGCAAUUAAACUUCAAGUAUGAAGAAGACAACGCUCAACUUCAAUGGACUCUAAACAAAGAACUUUUAAAUGUGUAACAUUACAAUGUGAGCAGUAUGAGUGUGACUGUGAAUUUUUACUAUUCAACCACACUUUUUUUCAGGUGGUGUUAAUAUUUGCGUUACUUGUGGUAACAAAGUUGCCGUUGUUAUGUGACUGAGCUGGUUAACGAUUUCCUCUGUCUUUCCUCCUGUCUUAAUUUUCCUAAAAAAUUAAAAAUAAAGAGUUACAAUACCUUUUAGGAUGACAUGGUAUG